Messenger RNA from Neolamprologus brichardi, 1167 nucleotides. The record is from RefSeq and is a predicted model, not a curated record. Lineage: Eukaryota; Metazoa; Chordata; Actinopteri; Cichliformes; Cichlidae.
CAGUGGUGAUCCUAAACGCCUGGCAGGUCUUUGCCCUUCUGAUCGAUGUGUCACACAGCGAGGGGCUGUCAGCACCCCCCGCCACAGGCCGAACAACGGACAUCAGCACCGAUUCACCAAACCCCACUCCUCUUGUAGGAGGAGGAGGAGGAGGAGGUGAGAGGGCAGAGGGAGGCCAAGAGGAGAGGCAAGUUGUCCGGGAACUGUGGUUCAUUGUAGUGAUGGCAGGCAUUGCCCUACUGCUGCUCGCCAUCGUGCUAGCUGUUGUGCUUCAUAAGGCCCUGAACAAACCCCCAUUCAGCAGAGAGAGACCUCCAUUGGUGGCCCUGCCCAUGCAGAAGAGGAGUCCCAUGGCUAUCUACCCACCCAGCAACUCUAUGUUGUUUGAUACUGUGCCUGACACAACAGGCUUCUCCAACAGUGUAACGCUCAAGGCCUUCACCAUGAAGAUGGAGGAAGUGCUGGAAGCUAAAUGUGAGCCUGGAGACGAGGAUCCUCCACAGGGUGAGUUGGGCAUCCUCAGUGUGAACUCCCUGAGGCGCAGCGUCAGCCAGGUGAUGGAUGGGAAGUCACUCACUGGAGACGAUGACGUGUGGGAUCCCAACAUUUCAGGCCAUGACAGUGGGAUGUUUAUGGAUGAUGAAGAAUUUGUUGAUACAAUCAAAGGUUUCAGCACUGUGAGGAAGGAGCACACCAUGUUCACCGACACUAACCUGUGACCUGGCGGCAGGGACGGCAACAUACUGAACAAGACUCUUAAAAUGCUUAAAUCCACCCUUUUUCAUGUUCAGCUAAAGCGUCAUAGCAGCUGGCUAACAGUUCUCUCAAGAUGAGCCACAGCUGCAGUAAAGAGGGGAAAAAAAAGUAAGAGGUGCCCAAUGGGAUUCGUGACAAGAACAGUGAAAUGACUCUGUGAAGGAAGGAGAAGGGAAAUGUUCUGUUAUUCAAACAUUACAGAGUGGAAGGUGGAAGCAGCUGCUUGUGUGGAAGGAAAACUAGGACGUGUCUGACAUCACCACUGGACACACAGAAUUAAAGAAAAAAAAAUCAAAGAUACAGACACGUACGUUUGUUAUUUAUAUCAAAGCUUUCCUGCCAUUUUCCGCUGUAAACCCUUUGAAGUCAUGCUGUAUUUGGAUGCUCUGUUAAAAAAAUCUCUUAUUUAAA